Messenger RNA from Phalaenopsis equestris, 2224 nucleotides. RefSeq names its product probable polyamine oxidase 5. Bases 387 to 1862 code for a protein of 491 amino acids. The record is from RefSeq and is a predicted model, not a curated record. The transcript is spliced from 2 exons. Lineage: Eukaryota; Viridiplantae; Streptophyta; Magnoliopsida; Asparagales; Orchidaceae. Gene Ontology annotation, molecular function: polyamine oxidase activity.
ACAUAUGAACAUCUACUAGUCAUAAGGUGUACAGUCUAACAUACCAACUUUUGACUCGAGCAGCCCAAGCAAAAGAACAUGACCGUUGUCUGCCUUUCUGCCGAAUCAAGAAAUCAUUAUUAAAAGACUUUCUGAAUUGGAUUUUCAGCAAACAAUGAUAAAUCAGAAAAGAUACGGCAUAUCGAUGAUAUCAUUCACCAAUAACCCCCAAAACAUUUACAAUUUAGUAAAAAAGAGAACUCAUCUGUCCCCCUUUUACCAAAUAUCGCAUCAUAAAAACCUACAACAGAGCAAAAGACCCACUGUGCUCUUCAUAAGCAGAGUUCGUCCUCAUUCUCCAGCUCUCAGGCUACUGCUGCACUUCUAGCUUGGCGAGAAAGAGAGAGAUGGGAGAGGUAGACUGCAAGAAGCCGAAAGUGGUGAUCGUCGGAGCCGGAAUGGCUGGCCUAGCCGCCGCGCGGCGUCUCCACGUCUGCGCCGGCGAUUUCCUCGACCUGGUUGUUGUUGAGGCAGGCGACCGAAUCGGCGGCCGCAUCCUCACCUCUGAGUUCUCCGGCGCUUGUGUCGAGAUGGGCGCCACUUGGAUUCACGGCAUUGAAAGGAGUCCAGUCUACGAAAUCGCUAGGAAAGCCGGAGCUCUAAUCCCGGACCGCCGAGAGAAGGACGGCGAGUCCUUCUUCCCAUGGGAACGCAUGGAUGGUUUUCCUUCCGAUACCCUAACCAUAGCAGAGGGGGGCCAAGUUAUGGACCCCUCUCUUCUCCGCCGCAUCUCCGCCCUCUUCUCGGACCUCAAAUCUCUGAUCGUCUCCGGCGAGACUGCCGCCGAUACGGAAAUCGUCAGCGUCGGCGCGUUCCUCCGCAACGGAUUCGACUUGUACCGAGCCGCAAACGGCGGCGAUUGGAUGGAGGAGGCGGCGUUUGCGAUGCAUGAGUGCGGCGAGAGGGAGUACACGGCGGUUGACGAUCUGUGCUCGCUCGAUCUCGCGGCAGAGGAGGAGUACAUGGAGUUCCCCGGCGAGCACAUCACUUUGCCUGGAGGCUACUCCAGGGUCCCGGAGUUUCUCGCCGCCGCGCUCCCUCGCGGCACGAUCCGGCUCGGCCGAGGCGUCUCUCGCGUCGAAUGGUGCCUCUCCGGCCGCCAUCGGGUGAGACUCCACUUCGAUGACGGCGAGGUUGAGCAUGCCGAUCACGCGAUCAUCACCGUCUCUCUCGGUGUCCUCAAGGCGGGGAUCAAAGGCGCCGGGGGGCUGCUGUUCUCGCCGUCCCUACCGGAAGCAAAGCGUGGGGCGAUAGACCGGCUAGGGUUCGGCUUAGUGAACAAGCUUUUCAUGGAGGUCGAAGGAGGAAUUAAUAAGGUGAAAUCUCCGUUUCCCUUUCUGCGGAUGGCGUUCGAUCCCGGAAGGCACAUGUCGGAAAUCCCUUGGUGGAUGAGGAGGACGGAUUCCAUCUGCCCUAUUCACGGCGGAUCUAACGUGCUCCUCGCGUGGUUCGUCGGCCGGGAGGCGGCGGAAAUCGAGAAGAUGGAGGAGGACGAAAUCAUUCACGGCGUUCACGCAACACUCGCCGGUUUCUCACCGGAAUCUACGGCCGGCGGGGAGUUCGGGAGGAUCUCGAAGGUGAGGUCAAGCGGAUGGGGGAGGAAUCCCCGGUUUUUAGGGUCCUACAGCUACGUGGCUGUCGGAUCGAGCGGGGACGAUCAGGAUGCGCUGGCGGAUCCGGUGGACGGUUCGCUCCAGCUAUUAUUCGCUGGGGAGGCCACGCACCGAACACGGUACGCGACCACUCACGGCGCGUACCUUAGCGGAGUACGAGAAGCCGACCGCUUGGCGCGUUACUACGGCUUCGAAAGCUGCGGAGGCUGAGAUGGUUGGCGAGGCCAGCUCACGAAUAGGAGAGCUAGCUAUUGAUUAAUGAAUAAUUAUACUUAAUUAAAAGAUGUUUUUCUUGGGUUGGUUUAAAUAUGGAGAGGCUGAGGUGUGAGGGUUAUUGUAGAUACAACAAGUCUACACUUUGAUGGCCUUUUGUAAUUUAGUGAGGAUUGGAGAGAGAGAGAGAGAGAGAGAGAGAGAGAGAGGAAAAAAAGGACCAGAAGGUGGUCCAGAUUAUGGGCUGGCCAUGACUUGUCUUGUAGUUUCUUUUUUUCUUUUUUUUUUUUUGGGGGAUUUUAUUUUUAUUUUGUUUGCCAUUUUGGAUACUUCCAUGAUUGAGGCUGGGAUUUGUUGUU